GCCUGAUAUAAUCCUUGAACAGGUACUGUUUGUAUAGAUAUCGCCGUACAGUACUGUAUAUAUAACGUAGGGGUCAUAUGACAUAGCAUAAAUAGAAAUGCAAUCAUAACAGGAAAUAAGUGCAAUCUUUAGAAAUAUACUUUGAUUUUGGCAGUGAACAAAAACAUACACACUAUUAUACUCGUAAAAGAUGUUAACAGACGAACACUUUGACGAUCUGCAAAAGAAGGGCUAUACUGUUGUAAGUGAUGUACUGACCAACGAUGAAUGUGACAAAACGAUUGAUCAGUACAAACAAUGGUUGUCGCAGUUUACUGACGAGGGGGAGUGGCCCUUUUCAGCCAAUUCGUUGAUCCAGCGAUACAAUGCCGGACACAUGGAACCCACCUGGUUUGCACGAUUAAAAUCAAAGAGAGUUUUCGCGCAAGUAUGGAAAACAGAAAAGUUAUUGACGAGUUUUGAUGCAAUUGCAAUUGGCCGCCCGCCUGAGGAAAGCGAGGAACAAUUUCAUCGGCCCGGGCAACAUUGGUUUCACGUGGACCAAAGUGCCAUACGUUCUGGUCUUCACGCCUACCAGGGAGCGGUGUAUUUGGAGGCAGCGGACGAAGAUGAUUGGACGUUGCAUGUUAUGGAAGGAUCACAUGCUCAUUUUGAGAAUUUCUUUGCUAACAACGAAAGAGCACGUAUUCGUUCAGAAAACAACAAUUAUUAUUCGUAUUUGGAUGAAGAAGUUAUAGAAAUGAGAAAGAAUGGUUGUCGAGAAAAGCGUGUUGCGGUGCCAAAGGGAGGCAUGGUUCUUUGGGACUCAAGAUUGAUUCACGCGAAUGCAAGUCCCAUAAAAGGUCGCAAACACCCAGGGAGAUGGCGUUAUUGUGUUUUCGUUUCCAUGACACCAGCAAUUUGGGCAUCAAAAAAUGACAUUAAAGAGAAGAAAGAUGCAUAUGACAAAGCAUGCAUGACUACCCAUUGGUCUUCACAAGACGUCAUGAUAUUUAAAACGGCCAUCCCAUCGUAUGCAAAGCAAGAUGUGGAAUAUCCAAAAGAGCUCCCAGAUAUUGCCAACUCCAGAGAAGCAAAACUUAUUUCUGGAGUUAUUCCUUAUGAUUUCAACGACGCGUUGCCUAAUGGAGACGCGUAUACUCCGAAAUGGCUGAACAAGAAACGUGGCCACGAGACGGAUUUUGGAAAGCUCGGCAAGCUUCUGGUUGGAGUAGCAGUCGGUCUAUCUGUGAUCUCUUUAGUUGUUUAUAAGCUGAGAAAGUAAUCGUUUGGACUUUCAAAACUGGCUAUUGGUGCUAAUGUUCUACAUUACAAUUAUCUACACUAACAUGAAAGUAAUAUAGUGUUUGCUAGCAGGGUUUAAUACAGUCCUUGAACUAGUCAUAUAUUAAUUCAUUUCUCUGUGCAUUCUGAGUCCUACUCUCAUUGUUAGAUGAAAAGGACAUGAUAUGUUCAAAAAGAAACCCAAUAACUGAAUAUCGUUAAUGUUUUUUAUCUAACGACUAUAAACCUAUAACAUUCUGAUUUUUUGGAAUGUUUUUGCUGACGACUAUAAACUUACAGCAUUUUGAUUUGUUCUUGAGAAUGUUUCUGCCUACGGCUUUAAACUUAUAAAUUCGAAAAUUCGAUUUGUCGAAAUGUUUUUGUUAACGACUAUAAACUUAUAACAUUGUUAUACAUGUUUUAUUGGGAAUGUUUUUGCUGUAUAAACUUAUAACAUUCUGUUUUUUUUUUUGUUGAGAAUGUUUUGCUAACGACUAUAAACUUAUAAUAACAUUCUGAUUUGUUGGAAUGUUUGUGCUAACGACUAUAAAUGAUAACAUACUGAUGUUUUGUUCAUUCUGUUUUUUUGAGAAUGAUAUAAACUAAUAACUUUCUGAUUUGUUGUUCAGAUGGUUAUACGGUUUUGUACUGUUUAAGACAUUUAAGUGUUAAAAAUCGCAGUAUCUAUUCCAUUGUCUUAAUUUUAACCAUAUACAUUAUAAUGUGUGGAAUAAUCCAUGCACCUCGUUAAAAAUGUUUUUGUUAUCAUGAGAUAAUUUUGUAUUACAUUAUUAUUAAAAAUUAAUU
Mya arenaria is the source of this 2070-nucleotide messenger RNA. RefSeq lists its product as uncharacterized. The record is from RefSeq and is a predicted model, not a curated record. The coding region runs from base 191 to 1264 and encodes 357 amino acids. The transcript is spliced from 2 exons. NCBI's taxonomy places the organism in Eukaryota, Metazoa, Mollusca, Bivalvia, Myida, Myidae.